UGAACCACAUGGGAUGCUUUGCCCGUUUACAUAUGCUGCUGAGAUGUGUCUGCAGCCAUACCUUUUGCUUGAGAGAAAGCUACAUCCAUGGAAAAAUUACCAACAAUUGAGUUGUUAUUACACUUCCUUUGCUUGUUAAUCUUAGUUUCUGUUGGGAGCAGUAAUGGCCACAUGAUUAAUCGCUUGGCCUCUGAACGGGAAGCUCUCGUGGACUUCAAAACUGGGCUUCAUGAUCCUGAAAAUGUGUUAUCUUCAUGGAGAGGCAGCAAUUGUUGUCAGUGGCUUGGUAUACAGCGUGACAACAAUACAGGAGCAGUUGUAGCCGUCGACAUUCACGGCAUGGGUGGUGAGAUAAGACCGUCUUUGAUGCAGCUUAAGUCACUAGGGCAUUUAAACUUGAGUUUCAAUUCUUUCAACGGCACAGCAACACCUCAAUUCUUGGGAUCACUGGACAAUUUGCAAUAUCUAAACUUGUCAUAUGCUGGUUUUGGUGGCCUCAUUCCUUCGAGUCUGGGAAAUUUAUCUCACUUGGAAGUUCUUGAUCUCAAGGUACGACAUGACUUAUCUAUUGACAAUUUCCAAUGGAUAACUGGUCUUAUCUCUUUAGAAUAUCUUGAUAUGAGUGGGGUCAACCUUUCAUUAGUGAAGGAUUGGGUUGAUGCAUUGAAUCAGCUACCUUCUAUAUUUGAAUUGCAUCUAUCUGGUUGUAGCUUGUUUGGUUAUGAUCCAUCUCUAGUGUCUUUAAAUUUUACUUCACUUGCUGUUAUGGAUCUCAGCUUCAAUAACUUCAAUUCAAAGAUACCUGAUUGGGUUCAAAAUGUAAGCAGCCUCCAAUAUCUUGAUAUGAGUGAAAGUAAACUAUAUGGAAGAAUACCACUUGGUCUGGGUGAGAUGCCAAAUUUAGUGUCAUUGGAUUUAAGUCUCAAUUACAAUUUAACAGCAAGUUGCUCCAAACUCUUCAGAAAAAGAUGGGAAAAGAUAGAAGUUAUUAAUUUUAGAGAAAAUAAGGUACUAGGAAAACUACCCUCAUCCUUGGGAAACAUGACUUCUCUCUCUCGCCUUUAUCUUGAUUCCAAUGCCAUUGAAGGUGGUAUUCCGAGCUCUAUUGGAAAACUUUGCAACUUGAAUCGCUUUUCUUUGUCAAGAAAUAAUGUGACAGGAAAUCUACCUGAAAUUCUUGAAGGAAUAGAAACUUGCCCUUUUACGAAUCCUCUACAUAAUCUACAAUAUUUGGUCUUGAGCCACAAUCAGUUAGGUGGCAAAAUCCCACACUGGUUAGGUCAACUAGAACAUAUGGUUGGACUUGACCUCAGCUAUAAUUUGUUUGAAGGAGCUAUCCCUACUUUAGGAUCAUUGCAAAAUCUCAAUAUCUUGCAACUUCGAAAGAAUAAACUCAGCGGGACACUUCCAGAAAGUUUAGGACAACUUUCUGCCUUAUCGGGGUUUGAUGUUUCUUCUAAUCAAUUGACAGGCAUAGUAUCUGAAAUUCAUUUUUCAAAGUUGACCCAUCUGACUUUCUUAGACUUAUCCUUCAAUUCAUUCAUUGUGAAUAUCAGCUCCAAUUGGAUGCCUCCAUUCCAAGUAGAAGUACUUAUAGUGAGUUCAUGCAUUUUGGGACCUUCAUUUCCAGCCUGGCUCCAAUCACAGAAAGAGAUAAAACUUCUAGACCUCUCAAAUGCUAGCAUUGCAGAUUCUAUGCCAAAUUGGUCAUGGAUAGGCACGCCUCACUUCACUUUCUUAUCUCUUUCUCAAAAUCAGUUUUUUGGACAAAUACCAGAGUCUAUAGGAGAGAAGUGUGAUUCUCUUUUGACCAUUGAUCUUUCAAGAAACAACUUCAUGGGAAGGAUCCCUUCAAGCCUUGCAAACUGUUCUAACUUGAAUGCACUGGACCUUAGCCACAACAAUUUGUUUGGGGCCAUUCCAAAUUCUUUAGGUCAAUUGCAAUGGCUCAGAUUAUUGCAUCUAAGUGACAACCACCUCUCGGGGAGGUUGCCAUCAUCAUUUAUCAAUUUAUCCUAUUUGCAAACCUUGGAUCUUGGAAACAAGGAACUUUCUGAUGGAAUUCCUUCUUGGAUUGGAGAUGGAUUUUCUUAUCUUGAAAUUCUUAACUUAAGAUCCAAUGCAUUCUUUGGAGAGAUACCUCAUGGUCUCUCAAAACUAAGUUCACUUCAAGUCCUAGAUCUUGGGAGAAAGACUUGAGUGGUAGCAUUCCAGCCAGCUUUGGUGAUUUUAAAGCAAUUACUCAUGAGAAAAGAAGGGAAGAAAAGACACAUUAUCUGGUAUAUCAAGAUGUGUACAAUAAAUUAGUCUCCUACCAAGUUGAGAACUAUCAAGAUAGGUUGGUUGUGAAUGCAAAGGGCCAGUCAUUGAUGUACACCAAGACUCUUUCUCUAGUCACCAGCAUAGACCUUUCUGGAAACAACUUAUCUGGAAGAUUUCCCCAUGACAUGACAAAACUAUCUGGUCUAAUGUAUUUGAACCUGUCAAGAAAUCACAUAACUGGCAGCAUUCCUGACAGCAUAUCAAAUAUGCGCCAACUUUCAUCACUUGAUCUCUCAUGCAAUCAACUUACUGGUUCUAUUCCUCAAAACUUGCCUUCCUUGUCAUUUUUGGGCUACUUGAAUUUGUCUUACAACAACCUUUCAGGUGACAUACCUUAUACAGGUCAAAUAACAACUUUUGAGGCAUCUUCAUUUGCUGGAAAUCCUGGUCUUUAUGGUUGUCCCCUUCCUGUGAGGUGCCUACGUAAUAAUGAUCAUCCUGGUUAUGGUUCUGAUAAUGACGCAAGUAAUGACGAAACAAAUGAUGGUGAUGCUGAAGGGUUCAUUGAUAAGUGGUUUUACUUGAGUCUUGGUGUGGGGUUUACAGCUGGGCUUUUGGUACCCUUUCUCAUAUUAGUGAUGAAGAGAACUUGGAGUGAUGUUUACUUUGAUUUUGUGGAAGAUGUUAUUGUCAGAUUUCUUGUGUUGAUGCAUAAAAGAAGACUCAAGAAUCAUGGGCGCGAGAUCAAGCCUAAUCACAAACAGAAGCUCUCGUGGACUUCAAAACUGGGCUUCAUGAUCCUGAAAAUGUGUUAUCUUCAUGGAGAGGCAGCAAUUGUUGUCAGUGGCUUGGUAUACAGUGGCUUGGUAUACAGGAGCAGUUGUAGCCGUCGACAUUCACGGCAUGAGUGGUGAGAUAAGACCGUCUCUGAUGCAGCUGAAGUCACUGCGGCGUUUAGACUUGAGUUUCAAUUCUUUCAAUGGCAUAGCAAUACCUCAAUUCUUUGGAUCACUGGACAAUUUGCAAUAUCUAAACUUGUCAGACGCUGGUUUUGGUGGCCUCAUUCCUUCCAGUUUGGGAAAUUUAUCACGCUUGGAAGUUCUUGAUCUCAAGGUACGACAUGACUUAUCUAUUGACAAUUUCCAAUGGAUAACUGGUCUUAUCUCUUUAGAAUAUCUUGAUAUGAGUGGGGUCAACCUUUCAUUAGUGAAGGAUUGGGUUGAUGCAUUGAAUCAGCUACCUUCUAUAUUUGAAUUGCAUCUAUCUGGUUGUAGCUUGUUUGGUUAUGUUCCCUCUCCAGUGUCUUUAAAUUUUACUUCACUUGCUGUCAUGGAUCUCAGCUUCAAUAACUUCAAUUCAAAGAUACCUGAUUGGGUUCAAAAUGUAAGCAGCCUCCAAUAUCUUGAUAUGAGUGAAAGUAAACUAUAUGGAAGAAUACCACUUGGUCUGGGUGAGAUGCCAAAUUUAGUGUCAUUGGAUUUAAGUCUCAAUUACAAUCUAACAGCAAGUUGCUCCCAACUCUUCAGAAAAAGAUGGGAAAAGAUAGAAGUUAUUAAUUUUAGAGAAAAUAAGGUACAUGCAAAACUCCCCUCAUCUUUGGGAAACAUGACUUCUCUUGUUCUUCUUAACCUUGAUAACAAUGCUGUUGAAGGUGGUAUUCCAAGUUCCAUUGGAAAACUCUGCAACUUGAGUCAUUUUUAUUUAUCAAGAAAUAACAUGACAGGAAGUCUGCCUGAAUUUCUUGAAGGAACAGAAAGCUGCCCUUCUAGGAAUCCUUUGCCUAAUCUACAUCAAUUUCAUCUGGACGACAAUCAACUGAUUGGUAAAAUUCCAAAUUGGUUAGGUCGAGUAGAAAAUCUUGUUGAGCUUGACCUUAGUUAUAAUCUGUUUGAAGGACAAAUCCCUAGUUCUUUAGGGUCAUUGAAAAAUCUCACCACCUUGCAGCUUUCAACGAAUAAACUCAACGGGACUCUUCCUGAAAGUUUAGGACAACUUUUUGCCUCGGCAACCUUCGAUGUUUCUUUCAAUCAAUUAUAUGGCACAGUCUCUGAAGCUGUCUUUUCGAAGUUAACCCAGUUGACUUUGUUAGAUUUGUCUUAUAAUUCAUUGGUUCUAAAUGUCAGCUCCAAUUGGAUGCCUCCAUUCACGCUCGUAAAGCUCGGAAUGGGUUCGUGUGCUUUGGGACCUUCAUUUCCAACGUGGAUCAAAUCACAAUAUCUCAUCUUUUUUAGACAUCUCAAAUGCUAGCAUUUCAGAUACUGUGCCAAAUUGGUUCUGGAAUGGCAUGCCUCGAAUGAUGUUCUUAUCUCUGUCUUAUAAUCACUUCUCUGGACACAUACCAGAGUCUAUAGAAAAGAUGUGUGGUUCUCUUUUUGCCAUUGAUCUUUCAAGCAACAAUUUCAUUGGAAGUCUCCCUUCAAACCUUUCAAAAUGUCAUUUCUUGACCACGUUAGACCUUAGCAACAACAUUUUGUCUGAAGAUAUUCCAUAUUCCUUAGGUCAAUUGCAAUCACUUCAAGUGUUACACUUGAACAACAACCAACUAUCGGGGAACCUGCCAUCAUCUUUGAUCAAUUUAUUCGUGUUGAUGACCAUGGAUCUUAGAAACAAUGACCUUUCAGGUGAAAUUCCUACUUGGAUUGGAGACGGCUUUUCAUAUCUUACGAUUCUAAACUUAAGGUCAAAUGCAUUCUAUGGAGAAAUACCUUCUCAGCUUUCAAAAGUAAGUUCGUUGCAAGUCUUGGACGUUGGGGAGAAAUCACUUGAGUGGCAGUAUUCCGACAAGCAUUGGUGAUCUUAAAGCCAUGGCUCAAGAGAAAAUAAUGAUCAGAAAUAUAAUGUACGGGAUAUUUCGAGGUGCGUACUAUCAAGAUAGAUUGAUUGUGAACACAAAAGGGCAAUCACUGAUGUACACCAAGACUCUUUCCCUUGUUACUAGCAUUGAUCUUUCAGGAAACAACUUGUCUGGAACAUUACCCGAAGAAGUAACAGACUUGUUCGGUCUAGUGGUUUUGAACUUGUCAAGAAACCACAUGACAGGCCACAUUCCUGAGAGCAUAUCAAAUAUGCAUCAAUUAUCAUCCCUUGAUCUCUCAAGCAAUCAACCUACUGGUUCCAUUCCUCAAAGCUUGUCUUCAUUAUCAUUUUUGGGCUACUUGAAUCUAUCCCACAACAAUCUUUCUGGUGCCAUCCCCUACAUAGGUCACAUGACAACUUUUGAAGCAUCUUCAUUUGUUGGUAACCCUGAUCUCUAUGGCUGUCCCCUUCCUGUGAUGUGCCAACUUAAUGGUGAUGAUCAUGUUCAUGAUCCAAACAGGGGAACAGGUAAUGACAGAAGAAAUGAAGAGGACAAUGAUGAUGAUGGGUUCAUUGAUAAAUGGUUUUACUUGUGCCUUGGCGGAGGAUUUGCAGCAGGGCUUUUGGUACCCUUCUUCAUAUUGGCAAUGAAUAGAUCUUGGAGUGUUGCUUACUUUGAUUUUGUGGAACUAGUUAUUGUUAAAUUUCUGGUGUUGAUGCGUAAAAGAAGAUUCAACCAUGGGCGUGAGAUCAAGCCUCGCCACAGCUAGUGGGUUUGGUGUUGGCAUUAAUUUCUGGAUUGUUCAUGCAUCUCAUGUAAUAUUCAUAUAAGUGGCAUAAGCAUCACUUUGAAAUGUUCAAAGGGUGAGACAGUGUCUGGAGAAGAGAAAAAAAUGCUGCACAUCUUGUAAUACUUUGAUCCAUUGAAAAGGAAGAAGCCACAUGCUUAUGAGUAAUAACAACGUCUGAUAACUAGGAUCUGC
This is a messenger RNA of Prosopis cineraria, 6041 nucleotides long. Its product is annotated as receptor-like protein EIX1. Lineage: Eukaryota; Viridiplantae; Streptophyta; Magnoliopsida; Fabales; Fabaceae. Gene Ontology annotation, molecular function: protein binding. The record is from RefSeq and is a predicted model, not a curated record. The coding region runs from base 88 to 2199 and encodes 703 amino acids. The transcript has 2 exons.